AUGGCUCGUGAAGAAGAGGAGCAAGCUUUGGGCUCGGGAUUGUCAACAGAUUAUGGUUCCAUCUCUCAAGAACAAUCCUCGGUACAAGAGCACAGCUUCCAGAAACUCAGCAACACUAAAUUCGCGAUUAUUCUUUCAUGUCUAUUCAUCAACGUCUUUUUGGCUGCCUUGGACUCCACGGUUGUUGCAACCCUUUUAAGUGUAAUUGCCAGCGACCUUGAUUGUUUACCAUCUAUUUCCUGGGUAGCUACCUCAUAUUUACUAUCUUGUGCUGCUUUCCAACCCAUCUUUGGAAAAUUCUCGGAUAUAUUUGGCAGAAAACAGGUGACCUUAUUCUGCGUUCUCAUCUUUGGGUUGGGAUGUUUAUGUUCUGGUAUCAGCAACUCCUUAUCUCUUAUGGUUUUCGGAAGAUUGAUCAGUGGUAUUGGCGGAGGAGGGUUCAACACAAUGGGGGCAAUCAUAUUAUCAGAUAUUGUUUCCUUGGAUCAACGGGGAUUGUAUCAAGGGUAUAUCAAUAUUUUCUAUGGGGUGGGAAGUGGACUCGGUGGAGUAUUUGCCGGGUUUUUCCAAAAGUACUUUGAUUGGCGAAUGGCAUUUCUCUCACAGGUUCCAGUCUGUGUGAUAUCGGGGGUCUUGACUUAUUUGUACUUGGAAAUCCAUGCAGACCACCACAAAAUCAACGGAAAAACUUAUACCGAAAAAAUUAAGAGCAUUGAUUUCCAUGGGUCUGUUGUCUUGAUUGGUUCGAUCUUCUUGUUGAUGCUUGCCGCAUCUGUCGGAGGGAAGGAUAUUGCGUUUGAUAGUAUUGGGUUUGUGCUACUCAUUAUUUUUGGGGUUUUAGGAUUACUCCAUUUCUACUUUUACGAAUUGAGCAUCGAGGAUCCCGUCAUACCUGUGAAGUUAUUGAGCAUCCCUACUGUUUUUUCGAGCUCGAUUGCAUGCUGGGUAUUGUCAAUGAACACAUUCAGCAUUCUUUUAUAUCUUCCGUUCUUUUGGGAAGCGGUCCACGAUAGAUCAAGUUAUGAAUCAGGGAUCAGAUUGAUUCCUGGUGCGGUUGCCGCGUCAGUUGGCUCAAUAUUCGCAGGGGUCUACAUUAAGAUAUUCAAGAAAUACAAAAUGUUAUUGAUUGUCUGCUCAUUGAUCAAUCUUUGCGGAUCAAUUCUCAUAUACUGUUCUUCAAUUAACGGGAACUCCUUAUUUUAUGAAAUGACCAUCUUAGUGCCUUGCCAGUUUGGUAUGGCAUCGGUGGUCACCAUAAUUCUUAUCGCAAUGGUCUCUUCGGUGUCAAACACCGAGCAUGCUUUGGUAACAUCUAUUCAGUAUGGUUUCAGAUCUACAGGAAGCACUUUGGGGGUUUCAUUGGCCAGUGCCAUAUUGCAAAAAUCAUUGCACGAUAACAUGAUGAAUAAUUUCAAAUAUGUCAAGGAAAAUCCACAGUUGGUAGAAAAGGUGAUUCGCAAAGCCCUUAUAAAUGUCAAUUAUGCACACACAAGUGCGCCAGAGUUUGCAAAGUCGUUGAUUAUUGCUGCUUAUAACUCUGCGUGUCAUGAUGUCUUCAAGUUCGUGGUACUAACAGGCACACUAGUAGCCGGUAGCAGUCUAUUCAUAAAUGAAAAUGAAUUGUCCUGA
Saccharomycopsis crataegensis is the source of this 1629-nucleotide messenger RNA. Its product is annotated as Vba1 protein. The coding region runs from base 1 to 1629 and encodes 542 amino acids. Gene Ontology annotation, molecular function: basic amino acid transmembrane transporter activity. The transcript has a single exon. Gene Ontology annotation, cellular component: fungal-type vacuole membrane. Lineage: Eukaryota; Fungi; Ascomycota; Saccharomycetes; Ascoideales; Saccharomycopsidaceae. The record is from RefSeq and is a predicted model, not a curated record. Gene Ontology annotation, biological process: basic amino acid transport; transmembrane transport.